Messenger RNA from Sebastes umbrosus (honeycomb rockfish), 1102 nucleotides. RefSeq names its product coiled-coil domain containing 153 (gene drc12). The transcript has 7 exons. Lineage: Eukaryota; Metazoa; Chordata; Actinopteri; Perciformes; Sebastidae. Bases 188 to 829 code for a protein of 213 amino acids. The record is from RefSeq and is a predicted model, not a curated record.
UCACUAAAAAGUAAAGGAUCCAAUUACACGGCCCUGCAUGCAUGAGCUCAAAAGGCAGUUGUCCAGUUGUGAUUGGCUGUUAUUAAAGUCAAUCAACUAUCAAUCAAGCUGGACAGUUGGUGCCAUGGCAACACACUCAGCAACCAGUGCCCAGCAACAAAGACUCAUCCCUGUAUGUAGUUAGUGUAUGUGCCUCAAAGGUCUGAGCAGCCAGGCAGCCUCACAGCAAGCAAACAUGCCUCCAAAGAAAAAAACUAAAAAGACCACAAAGAAGAAUCCAGAAAAAAAUGAAAGUGACUUGGAAGCAAAGUAUAGGCGCAGUACUCUGGAUGUAGCCAUCCUGCAGGAUCACAUCGCCUUCCAGUGUGAGUCUGUACAAAAGGUCCAGUCUGAUAGAAUUGACCUGAGGAGACGCGUAAGAGACACGGAGCAGAAGCUGCAGCACGAGAGACAAGACCACAGGGACGUCAACUCUGACCUCAGUCGCCAGUACAAAACCAUGCAGACGGAGCUGACAAACAAGGUGAAGAGGAUGGAGGAGGAGGUCAGCCACCUGAAGGAAGAGCUUGUGCUGUGUCAGCAGGAACUGAGGAAAGAGAAAAGAGAGCGUGAGCAGGUGGAACGGGAGAAGGACGCCACCAUAGCUGACCUCCAACACAAGCUGGACAACAUGGAAACAGACUAUGAGAAGAUCCUGCAUGAGACUCUAGACGGCCUGACUUCCCAGCUGUCUGUGGCUCGACAGGGAUGGGAGCACAAGAGCACAACCCUUCAUCAAAAUUACAAGGAACUGCUCUCCGAAUCUGGCCUGAACGCGCUGCAUAUCUAAAAGGAAAAUGAAAGCAGCUGCUCUUCUCGGAUAUUUUACCAUCAGAGUACAAAAUAGACUGAGUUAUCUAUGCAUGUAUUCAGUAGCUCAUCAUGUGGGGUCUGUAAUGUUGUGUAAUGACCACUAGAUGUAGCAAAUGACUGUUUACUGUCUGGGGACAUGGUGACCAGAGUAUCGUAGACGUUUUAGACUAUUUCAUAUGUGUAAAUACAUGGUAUGCUUUGUGAUUUUUGGGACAAGAUGUCAUUGUCAAAUUAAAGCAUGUGACGGCUA